This is a messenger RNA of Cooperia oncophora, 522 nucleotides long. The record is from the annotation of a GenBank genome assembly. Lineage: Eukaryota; Metazoa; Nematoda; Chromadorea; Rhabditida; Trichostrongylidae.
AUGCCCGUCUCAAUGGCCUCACUUGCCGUUAACCUCAACAUUUUACGGAAUUUUGUUCUGACAGAAAAAGAUGCAGAAAUGAUUAUGCGAGUGCUCAAAUGCCCAUCAGAAACAACUAUCAAUCAGCUGGUUUCUGGAGAGGACAAAUGUCACUUUCCAGGCUACAAAGUCCGUGAUUCAAUACGGGAUUUCAUAACAGUGAAGCAGCAAUAUGAUAACGCUUCUUGGGUUCACAACAGGGAAGCCGCCUACCUCCAACGAUCUCAAAUGCAAUUGAAUGCCAGUAAUCCUUUCUAUGUGGACGCCGUAGGACGGUCUUAUCAGAGGACUAUGGCACGAUUGGAUAAAAUUAUGGACCAAAUGCAGUCAGCGAUGAACGACAUCUUUUUCAAGGACGUGUUCAAGGAAUUUGUGACAGACUACGUGCAGUCGUUUUAUGAUGAGCUCAAACAAAGGUCAGCCAGUGUGGCAGCGAUCGACGCUCAGCGGACAUACAGAGCUCGGCCAUGGUUCCGACGAUAA